AUGAAAACCCUUGAAGAAGAUGAACUUUGCUUUCCACAACUCCUCAACUCCUCCUGCAGGAAGACCAUGCGUCCUCACUUUGAAUCCAUGCUCAUUUACAUUUUACUGUUCUCCAUCUCUCUGCUCACUGUGACUCUCAACCUGCUGGUCAUCAUCUCCAUCUUUCACUUCAAGCAGCUCCAGACGCCCACCAACCUCCUCCUCCUCUCUCUGGCUGUCUCAGAUUUCUUCGUGGGCCUCAUCAUGUCCUUUCAUACUGUGCUCAUAGGUGGCUGCUGGUUCCUUGGUGAUCUCAUGUGUACCGUGUUUCAGUAUCUAGGAUUCAUUGUUACCUCUGCCUCAGUAGGAACCAUGGUGCUCAUAUCUGCUGACCGCUAUGUGGCUAUUUGUGAUCCCCUACAUUAUCCCACUAAAGUCACACAAAAAACAGUUACGAUCUGUGUUUGUCUGUGUUGGAUAUGUUCUGCUUUCUGUCACACUCUGAUGCUGAAGGAUAACCUGGAACAACCAGGCAGGUAUAAUUCCUGCUCUGGAGAGUGUGUCAUUGUCAUUAACUACAUUGCUGGACUUGUAGAUCUUUUUUUGUCCUUUAUUGGUCCUGUUACUGUCAUCAUAGUUCUGUAUAUGAGAGUAUUUGUGGUGGCUGUGACUCAGGCUCGUGCCAUGCGGUCUCAUAUUGCAGCUGUCACUCUCCAGUAUUCAGUGAGAGUAACUGCUAACAAAUCGGAAAUGAAAGCAGCCAGGACUCUUGGUGUUGUUGUAGUCGUGUUUCUAUUAUGCGUCUGCCCAUAUUUUGGUGAUGCACUAACAGGCCAGGACACCUUGCACAUUGUUUUUCUGUUCUAUUUCAACUCCUGUCUUAACCCUAUGAUCUAUGCCUUUUUUUACCCCUGGUUUAGAAAAUCUAUUAAGCUCAUUGUUACACUUAAGAUACUGCAGCCUGGCUCCUGUGACACCAACAUGCUGUAAAGAGACGCUGCAUGUUGGCCAAAAUUAGACAGAAAAUUGUAUUUGGUCAAGGUGGUGAGAAAUUGAAUAACAGGUGUAAAAGUCUGGAUACAGUGACCUUUGUAUGAUCACUUUUACAUGCAGAUCAUAUGUGUCAUUAUAUUGUGUAUGUACAAUAUACUGUUUCAUUUUCAAUGCAAAGGGAAGCUACUGAAAAAUCUACUCAUACUUUUUAAGUUGUGUCUGUCUGCCAAAACGUUCUGUCAUAAACUGACUUUUUAUACAGUUUAAGGCUGCUUUCUGCUCAGCAUGUU
Sebastes umbrosus (honeycomb rockfish) is the source of this 1262-nucleotide messenger RNA. RefSeq names its product trace amine-associated receptor 13c-like. The transcript is spliced from 2 exons. The record is from RefSeq and is a predicted model, not a curated record. Gene Ontology annotation, molecular function: trace-amine receptor activity. Gene Ontology annotation, biological process: G protein-coupled receptor signaling pathway. Lineage: Eukaryota; Metazoa; Chordata; Actinopteri; Perciformes; Sebastidae. The coding region runs from base 1 to 969 and encodes 322 amino acids. Gene Ontology annotation, cellular component: membrane.